Messenger RNA from Saprolegnia diclina VS20, 1917 nucleotides. RefSeq lists its product as hypothetical. Lineage: Eukaryota; Oomycota; Saprolegniomycetes; Saprolegniales; Saprolegniaceae. The transcript is spliced from 4 exons. Bases 214 to 1827 code for a protein of 537 amino acids. The record is from RefSeq and is a predicted model, not a curated record.
GCCAUCACCGUCAUUUCGGAAUCUUGUCGAGGAUGGAGAUUCGCCGGCGCGUGGCGGACGGGCCGAGAGAGAUGACCCCGCGGGCCCGGCGAGACAGCGCGCCUCGGAGCCGGUCGGGCUCACUACGCCACCAGGAACCAGGAGGCCGGCCCGCUGCAGUCGCGCAACAACGAAAGGACCCGGCUCCUCGCCACGAGCAACGAGCGCUGCGAUAUGUGCAACGGCCUCUGGACAGAUACCGUGGUCUUGGGCGUCGCAUCCUCCUCCCACACGCCCGUAGAUGAGAGCUCGUCGUCCCGGUUCCAUCCCAGCGGGAUACUCUUUGCGGCGCGCUUCAUCUCGAGCCACCCGAUGAUCCAGACGCGCGACGACUAUCUCACGUCCCGAAUGGAUAUCAACCAGUCGGGCGUCUCCAAGAUCACGACCAAGGAAGCGGUCCACCUCACACGCCACCCGGACCCAUAUACUCAUCUCGCCUUGCUCCCGUACGUGGAACGAGCCGGUGCAGACCAAAGCGGCGGCAAGAAACCGACGUGGUGCCAAGACCACGCGAACGAGAUGCAGCGCACGAGCUCGAACAGACCGGUCCCGACGCUUAAAGCCCAGCUCUGGCGCGAGAGCUACCUGGACGGCGACUCCAUUGCGAUCUGCCUCCUCGCUGCCCUCUUGCAGCACCGCAACCUGUCGGUUCUUGAACAAACGAUCGAUGCGCUCACUUCGCAAUUGGCCAUGAACGAUUCGAAAUGGGCCAUUGACAUCGCAACGUGCUUCCACACGUUCAAGGACGGGAGUGACACCAAGAGCCUCAAACACGACUCGCUCAGCAUGCGCGUCGAGCAGGCGUACACUUUUUUCCACGCCGCGAACCGCGACGUCGUGAAGAAGGCGUCGGACGCGCACAAGUUCCUCGUCGUGUUCAAGAUGCUCCUGAAGUGGCAGAAUCUUCAUUACACGGUGCGGACCUCCACCGAGGAGGACAUGCCGACCGCGUCCCGGGACCGCUGGUUGGACCUCGUCAAGGCCGGCCUUUACGACGCGAAGACGUUCGUGGAGAAGGACGCGAACACGGGCUUUUGCAACGCCGUUUUCAACGAGCCGGCGCCUGCGGACGACGUCGCGGCGCCAAUGCCGCAGCGGUUCCACGACCGCGUCGCGAUCUACUUGUUGAGGUCGAAGCAUACGAAGGAGAUCAAGUUUGACGUCGAUGCGCUCUCUCGGGAGCGCGAGCCUCUCCUUCGGUUUCUCGUGUUUCUCACGAACCGCCAGGCCGUCCCGACGCAGCGGCUCCCAACGUGGGUCCUCACGUUCGACGCCGUCCUUGCGCACGACAUAUUCAAGCUCAUCAAGAUCAAGGGCCUCAUCAUUGACAAAGCGAUGGUCGCGCAAGCCGUCGACGCGCUUUCCUUUUCCUUCCCGAAAUAUUUUCCGCGCAAGCUGACGGUCGCCCAGUGUGCGCGCUUCGCCGGAUAUUUGCCGUUCGACCGAGCAACUUCCGUCAAGCUCCGAGCGUUCGACGCCGCCGACGACGAUGCCGACGCCGACGACGAUGACGACGCCGACGACGACGAUGAUGAUGACGGGCCGCCUCCCGCGAAGCGCCAAAACACGGGCUCGGCUCCAGCGCUGAACACGGCGGCUGUCGACGGUCAUGGUCAGGGCCAGCACUUGCUUCAAAGCAGCGAACUCAUGGAGCUCGUGCGCGCGGCGUUCGAAGCGCGCGACCAAGAGAUUGCGAGCCACGAGCAAGAGCGUGGGCAAUAUCUCUCGACAAUCGAGCGUCUUAUGAGCCAACUCGCCGACUACGAAGAAGAAGAGACAAAGGAGUGAGCUCUCUCGCUUCUGCAACUUGUGUAUAUGAGUUGUCGGGCCUCGUGUAAUGACUUCCUAAUCAAUACAUGUCGUGUUAUGCUUGUUUUC